AUGGCAAUCGUGAAAGAAAUGAGACCUACUAUUAAGUGGCCAACAAAGCUCAAUCCUGAAGCGAAGAGGGACACGACCAUGUUGUGCGAAUUCCAUGUUGAUCAUGGUCAUAACACCGCGUAUUGCAUCGCCCUACAGUUGGAAGUCGCAACACUAUUGAAAAGGGGACAUCUCCAAGACCUAUUGACGGAUAAAGGGAAGAAUACAGUUAGCCAAAGAAGCUCGAAGGAAACAUCUCCCCCUCCACAAGAACCUACACCAAAGGGGUUCUGCUCCAUUAUCUCCAGAGGGUCGGAGAUCAGUGGGGUAAGCUAUUCCUCGGCCAAGCGCUACGCUCGAGCGAACCAUCACCUUGAAGUCCAAUCCAUCCAUCUGUCCCCUUGGUUGCACACUAACCAGGUAAUUCAGUUUGAAGAUGACGAGCUAGUCACCCUUGCUGCCUCUCAUCACGAUGCUCUAGUCAUCUCCCUUUAUAUCACCAACAUCCUGGUCAAGAGAGUAUUUGUAGAUGGGGGAUCCUUGACAAACAUUCCCUUCCUUGAAACAGUGAAGGCCAUGGGACUAGAUGAAACAAACAUCAGCAGACGACCAACCAUAUUGGUCGAGUUUAGUUUCGAGUAG
Messenger RNA from Pistacia vera, 621 nucleotides. RefSeq lists its product as uncharacterized. The transcript has a single exon. The record is from RefSeq and is a predicted model, not a curated record. NCBI's taxonomy places the organism in Eukaryota, Viridiplantae, Streptophyta, Magnoliopsida, Sapindales, Anacardiaceae. The coding region runs from base 1 to 621 and encodes 206 amino acids.